Corvus hawaiiensis (hawaiian crow) is the source of this 2789-nucleotide messenger RNA. It is a transcript of the gene WDR91, whose product is annotated as WD repeat domain 91. The transcript has 15 exons. NCBI's taxonomy places the organism in Eukaryota, Metazoa, Chordata, Aves, Passeriformes, Corvidae. Bases 41 to 2311 code for a protein of 756 amino acids. Gene Ontology annotation, molecular function: phosphatidylinositol 3-kinase regulator activity; protein binding. Gene Ontology annotation, biological process: early endosome to late endosome transport. Gene Ontology annotation, cellular component: early endosome membrane; extrinsic component of endosome membrane; late endosome membrane. The record is from RefSeq and is a predicted model, not a curated record.
GCCCGUGGGCGGACGGAGCCGGCGGCGCCGCGGGGCCCCCAUGGCGGCGGCAACGGAGCGCACGGACGAGCUGGUGCGGGAGUAUCUGCUCUUCCGCGGCUUCACCGCCGCCCUCAAGCAGCUGGACGCCGAGAUCAAGGCGGACCGGGAGAAGGGUUUCCGGGUGGAUAAGAUAGUGGACCAGCUGCAGCAGUUUGUUCAGAGCUACGAUCUGGCUGCCCUGCGGGAUUACUGGAGUUAUCUGGACCGACGCCUUUUCAGCCGUUUGGAAGACGUCUAUCGGCCAACAGUGAACAAGCUCAAAACCAGCUUAUUCCGAUAUUACCUUGUCCAUGCUAUUCAGAAUGGCCGCAAUGACAAGGCGCAAGAGUUUUUCCUCAAGCUGGCCUCCGAGCUCCAGAACCAGGCAGAGUGGAAGGAUUGGUUUGUCCUGCCCUUCCUCCCUGCUCCAGAUUCCAACCCCACCUUUGCCACCUAUUUCUCACGCCAGUGGGCAGAUACGUUCAUCGUGUCCCUGCACAACUUCCUGAGCGUCUUAUUUCAGUGCAUGCCAGUUCCAGUCAUACUGAACUUUGAAGCUGAAUGUCUCAGGAGCAGUCUCAUACAAGAAGAAAAUGAAUCGUUGCGGCAUAAGCUGUUUGCUCUGCAGGCUGAAUCCUCCCGCAUGAAGAAAGAGGAACUGGAGGUGGAACAAACAGUUACGCAUCACAAGUUGCCUGCAUAUGUGGCCAACAUGGAUCGACUAGGGGACUCUGAACUUGAUAUGACCUGCAAUCAGAGGAGUACAGCACAUUCUCUUCAGUCCCGGGGAGGCUUUCUGUCCUCUUUUCUCUCCCAAAGUAAAAAGGGCCCUUCCAGACCAACCCAUUCAAGUGGGGCUUCUCCAACGCAGACUGGCAAUAUGCUGCUAGGGAAGAAAGAACCAACAAAUCACCAGAGUGCCAAAGGAAAAGAAGGAACAGUGAGCUGUAAGGACGGAAAGAUCCCCUUCAGUGGUUUAGUGGCAGGCGAGUCCAGUUCCCUGCAGCAGCGGCAGAAGCGCUUGCAAGAGCAUGGGAAAGAAAGGAAGGAACUGUUGUCGAAAGGGACCUUCCAGGAUUUCUUCCUUCAGGGCCAAAGUGCUGAGAAGAAAACAGAUACUAGCAUAGCUGAGGCAGAACCAUGCUCAGAUCUGCAUGCUGAGCAAACAGAGACUUCAGCCAAAGUUCCUGGCAGCAGUGCAGAGGCUGUGGGGGUUCGGCAGGAGCAGCCUUUCAUCGUCCUGAGCCAGGAGGAGUAUGGGGAGCACCAUUCAUCCAUCAUGUACUGCAGGGUUGAUUGUUCUGGACGGAGGGUGGCCAGCUUGGACGUGGAUGGGGUCAUCAAAGUCUGGUCUUUUAACCCCAUAAUGCAAACUAAAGCUUCAUCCAUUUCCAAAUCUCCAUUGCUGUCCCUGGAAUGGGCCACCAAGCGUGAUCGGCUGCUAUUGCUUGGCAGUGGGGUUGGGACGGUUCGUCUUUAUGACACAGAAGCAAAGAAGAAUCUCUGUGAAAUCAGCAUUGAUGAAGACAUGCCCAGGAUCCUCUCGCUUGCCUGCAGCCCAAGUGGUGCCUCCUUUGUCUGCUCUGCAGCAGCCCAGAGCCCCAUCUCCCACAUUGACUUCUCAGUAAUCAACUCUGGGGGCAAAAGCGUGAACCAAGUUCCUGGGAAGCUGCUACUGUGGGACACUAAAACGAUGAAGCAGCAGCUGCAGUUCUCCCUGGAGCCUGAGCCCAUUGCUAUUAACUGCACAGCCUUCAACCACAAUGGCAACCUGCUGGUCACCGGGGCUGCAGAUGGGAUUGUUCGUCUCUUUGAUAUGCAGCAGCAUGAGUGCGCCAUGAGCUGGAAGGCACAUGAUGGGGAAGUCUACUCCGUCGAGUUCAGCUAUGAUGAGAACACAGUCUACAGCAUAGGCGAGGAUGGCAAGUUUAUUCAGUGGAAUAUCCACAAAAUUGGCUUGAAGGUGUCUGAGUAUGACCUUCCCAGGGAAGCUACAGGUCCUUUUAUUCUGUCUGGGUACAGUGGCUACAAGCAAGUCCAGUUCCCACGAGGACGGCUUUUUGCUUUUGACUCUGAGGGCAAUUACAUGUUGACAUGCUCUUCUACUGGGGGAGUAAUAUUCAAGUUAAAUGGUGAGGAAAAGGUUCUGGAGAGCUGCCUUUCCCUGGGAGGACACCGAGCUCCUGUUGUCACAGUGGAUUGGAGCACAGCCAUGGACUGCGGGACCUGCCUCACUGCUUCUAUGGACGGGAAAAUUAAAUUAACAACCUUACUGGCUCAAAAGUCUUAACCUGGACAGUACUGAAAGGGGAAAGAGCAAUAGACUUGACAAAACCAGUGUUAACUCACAGGAACAAACUGCAUGGGAGAGAAGGCAAAGCAAAGUCCCUCUUCUCAUUGUAGCUUUUGCCUCUUGAUAACUACAUUUGCCAAACUGCUGUGCAACAGAAUGCCAAUAUGGGACUGGAUCAGUGGCAGCACUGAAAAAUAAGUCUCCACUAAUCCAUUGAGGCAGCUGGACUUCUCUCUGUUAGGGAGUCUUGAGUAGCACGUGGGUAGAAGGCUGGGGUCACGUCAGGGUUUUGCAGAAGGUGAGGCUGGAGAAAGCAAGCAUGAGGCAGCACAGUGCAUGACGAUAAGAUGACUCAAACUGGAAAGGCUGAUGAGAAACCAGAGUAUUCUUUGGGUAUAACAUUUGUUGUUAUGAUUUUGUUAGUUUGUUUUUAUUUGGUUUCUUUUUUUCCAUAAAAAGAAAAUAUUCCCUUGCA